AUGAGUAGGCCCGCUCUCGUCGUAUUUGGACCAAACUCGAGCGGAAAAACAUCGUUUAUUCAGCGCUUUCUCGGCAUUGGCAGUAUCCUACCUUCGGGUAUAGGGCCUGUAACAGCACGUAUCGUUCAACUCACAUAUGCAUCAGCUGAACAAGCAUGCUUUUGCGUUUAUGAAACAAUUGAAAAGACAAUGGUUCAAUACAGAGGUGAUUUGUCGUAUUUCUUUAAAAACCAGCUACAACCGAAUUGGGAAGGUAUCACUGAUGCUAUACUACCUCAUGUUAAACGACCUACCAAUAUCGAUGAGAGUUCACCGGAAUUCGAUGAAUGGGCCAAAUGUUUUGUUGAAGUCUCGUUGCCAUCGAAUGUUCUUUCGUUGGGUAUUGAUAUCUACGAUACACCAGGUUUUCUUUCUAACAAUCGUGAACAAGUAUUAACUGAUAAUUUGCAUAAACUCGUAAAACGCAUCAAACCAACUCUUGUCUUUCUUUACGAUAAUGCUACUAUCAGUGAUACCGAUAAAAGUUGUUUUCUAGCCAUGAAAAACGCUCUAGGUUCUAUGGAACGUGUGUCAGUAUUUUUCUUGAAUACCAAAGCCGAUUGUAUAUCGAUUGCUAAUGACUAUUUGCUUGAUGAUGAUCCUGAUAACGUACCAGAAGAUCUCUUCUGCGAUACACUACGUGAAAAACGUCAACACUGCUACGAACUCCUUCUUCGGCGACGUGAAAUGGCAAGUGAAGUACUAGGUCGUUUGCCUGAUUCGGUAGAUAAAUCUACAUGUUUUGAUAUUUGCACGAUUCCAGGUAAUUUUGAUCCAUGGGAAACAUAUACAAAUUUGAUCAAUGCCGCCAGCUUUCAACGUAUAGUUGAAUUUGCCGUCGAAUCCUAUUCUGCACCAACAUUAGCAUUAGCACGAGACAUACUUGCUACUGUUGAUGAUUAUUUCGAUUUGACUGUUUCAGCAGCAGUUCGUUUGCCAAACCAGUGGAAGACUUUGUAUGAUGAAGCCAUAGAAUGGGGCCGUAAUUUUUUUGAAGAAUACGAGAAAGUACUGCCAACGCUUACUGAUGAUUUAGUUACAAACAUUCUGCAUCUAUUUGAAGACCUAAAACCACAAAUCGCUCACCAAGCUGCUUUGAUCAUACGUACUGAUGAUCCUAUUGAUGCAUUACUACAAGACAAUGGUAAAACAAUCACAAACUAUAUCCGAUUAGCCGUUCAAGAGCAAGUUAUUAAGGUGGCGGCAAAUAAUGUAAUUAUUACCAGACGAGACGAAGUGAAAAACCUCAUUGCCAGUCAUUUUCAACAACAGCGUGGUAUACGUAAAAAUGAACUACUUACUAUUGCCCAACGACAAAUAUUAAGUGAGAUCUCAGCCGACGUAUUACAACAAAAUACUUUAUUCAAUAUUUUUCUUGAUAAUAUCAUUAAAUUACCUAUGAGGUUUAUGCGUUUCUGGCGCAGUUUACCCACGCGUCUUAGUGCUUAUCAAAAAGAUCUAUACAAUCGACAUAUUCAUGGAAAAAUAACACACGGAGACGAUGAUGUAUAUCAGCUACUUGAUGCUAUGGAUGCUUAUGCUACUUUGUCGAAUGAAACUAAUCGACGAACUUUUGCAGAUUAUUGCUUGACAAAGAUCGCAGACGAACUUGGACAACAAAAAGGAGCAUUCGGACGUAAUUUAAUCGUAUGGAUAGAAGUACAAAAAGAAGCAUUUAAUAAGAUUAUCACAUCGGAUUAUCAGUAUAUUACAAACCAUCUAUCUGGUCAGCAGGCACUUCAUAAUCUUAUUUCUCAACUUUCUGGUCCUUUUGCCAGCGUUGAAUGUCACUUAUUGGCCACUGUAGAACUUGUUAAACGACGCGCUGUACGCCCUAUCAUAAAUGAAGAAUUAGGAAGAGGUGGCUUCUACAGCGUGCAUGCAGCUCAAUGGAGUACGGAAAAUAAUUUAGCUGUAAAAAAGCUACUUCAUCCAUUAACCGACAAUGAGUAUAUGGUUGCUCUAGAAGCGCAUUAUCAUCGUGCAGCAACACGUUUAUGUUCAAAUUACAUUGUUCCACUUCUUUAUUUAUAUGAGAACAAUAUAAACGAUAAUCAACAAGAACUAUGGCUCAUAAUGCCAAAAUAUUCUAUGUCUUUGAGAGAUUAUUUGAGACGACAUAUUCAUGAAAUAUCUUUUGCCAAAGUUAUCAGUUUUGCACUGACAAUUGUCAAAGCACUGGCUGAGUUUCAUCGCCUGGAACUUGUUCAUAGAGAUCUUAAAGCUAGCAACAUUAUGCUUGAUGACAAUGAACAAUGCUACAUUAUGGACUUUGGUACGGCUAAAUUAGGAUUGUCCAAUCAAACUCUUCUAGGCACAGCUCCAUUACCACCAGAAAUGAUUGCCAUACAUGUUCAACAGCAAACAGGCACUGUCGCUUAUGAUGGAACCGCAGCCGACAUCUUUUCUUUCGGACUUCUUCUCUAUGAAAUGUUACCUAAACCUACUUAUGAACGACUUGAUUCUAAUGCACUCUUACAUCUAGAACAAAUCCUUCUCUCAAACCAACAGUCUGACAUAAAUACAAAAGCUUAUGAAGCUCAAAUUCGUGCAUGUCUUGAUAAAGAGCCUGCCAAACGACCGAGUGCAAUUAAAUUGAUUUCUGAACUGACGCGCAUUCAGCAUAGAACUGAAGUUAAACCAUGCAUGGUAUGUGACGAUCGGGAACGUGCAUUACGUUUCGUACCUUGUGGACAUAAAGUAAUUUGCGCUCAAUGUUGGGAGUCAUGGUGUGCUACGUCGAAUGGCAAUGGCCGAUGCAUUCUCUGCAAAGGAAUCGUUACAGGUCAAACACAGGAUGAUAGCAAUGCCACAUAUUACCUGCAGUGA
Molecule: messenger RNA, 2868 nt
Organism: Rotaria sp. Silwood2
Lineage: Eukaryota; Metazoa; Rotifera; Eurotatoria; Philodinida; Philodinidae
Source: the annotation of a GenBank genome assembly